This is a messenger RNA of Vigna umbellata (rice bean), 2573 nucleotides long. NCBI's taxonomy places the organism in Eukaryota, Viridiplantae, Streptophyta, Magnoliopsida, Fabales, Fabaceae. The record is from RefSeq and is a predicted model, not a curated record.
GGAAGAGAAGGGAAAAUGGUAAUAAUGAAUGCGGGAUUGUAGAAGGGAUUGGAAAGUCAAAUGUAGUGGUGAUGAUGAUUGAGAUAUGUGAAUGAAGGUGCCAACUGCCAAAAGCGGCGUACAUGGUGUCGCUAUAAUACCCUUCCACCCAAUCUUCGCUAAUACUCCUAACUCUCUUUCUCUUCUCUGCAUCCUUCUCACCACUCACAACCCGCCACGUGUUCCAUCACACUUUCCUCCUUCUCCUUCUCUUGCACUCACCCGUUGCUAUGUCACUCUAAUCUCAUGCCCAGGCACCAAAACCCAACCACCAUGGACAUCAUUCCUGGCAAGAUCAGAAAACGAGGUUGUUCCUCCUCGGCCUCCUCCUCCUCCUCCCUGCUUCACAACUACCGCUUCAAGAGGACUAUUCUGGUUGGGAAGCGGGGCGGAUCCAGUACGCCCGUGCCCACCUGGAAGCUCAUGAGCUCCAGAUCUCCUCUCCGCCCACUCGCCUCCUCCCCAAAGUACCCGCCGUCGCAGACCGCCGCCAAGCCUCGUCUGGCUCCGGUGUCGGCCAGGAAGCUCGCCGCCACCCUCUGGGAGAUGAACGAGAUUCCUUCGCCCAGCUUGAGGUCCAAGAAGGAAGUCAGAGCCAGAGAAAAGGUCGCUAGGUCCAUGCGUUCUGGUUCUUUGCCUCCCCAUUUGUCCGAUCCAUCACACAGUCCCGUGUCCGAGAGGAUGGAUCGAUCUGGAACUGGGAGUCGCCAGAGAAGAACUCCUUCUGUUUCUCACAGACCGAGGAUCCCUGAACACCAUGUUGGCCCUUUGGACUCUCUUAGCAAUGCCAGUCUCAUGGAGAUUGAAACCAGAUCCCGAGCACAGACCCCUGCUUCAUCUGCUGUUGGAGUUAAAUCACGUUUAAAAGAUGUUAGCAAUGCUUUAACAACAUCUAAAGAGCUACUUAAGAUUAUAAACCGCAUGUGGGGUCAUGAAGAUCGUCCUUCAUCUAGUAUGUCCUUAAUCUCAGCUUUGCAUACUGAGCUGGAGAGGGCUCGCCUACAGGUCAAUCAGCUUAUCCAGGAACAGCGCUCGGAUCAGAAUGAGAUAAAUUAUUUGAUGAAGUGUUUUGCUGAAGAAAAGGCUGCUUGGAAAAACAAGGAGCAAGAAAUUGUUGAGGCUGCAAUUGAAUCUGUUGCUGGUGAACUUGAUGUAGAGAGGAAGCUCAGGAGACGUCUUGAAAGCUUGAACAAGAAGCUUGGGAGAGAACUGGCUGACACCAAAACAUCCCUUCUUAAGGUUGUGAAAGAACUUGAAAAUGAGAAAAGAGCAAGAGAAAUUAUUGAGCAAGUAUGCGAUGAGUUAGCAAGAGAUGCUGAUGAAGAUAAAUCCGAGAUCGAGCAACAAAAGCGAGUGUCUACAAAAGUUUGUGAAGAGGUAGAGAAAGAAAAGGAAAUAAUGCAGCUGACUGAUAGGUUACGCGAGGAGAGAGCUCAAAAGAAACUCUCCGAGGCAAAAUAUCAGCUUGAGGAAAAAAAUGCAGCUGUGGAUACGCUCAGGAAUCAACUUGAAGCUUUUCUAGGAAGCAAACAAGUUAAAGAGAAAGGUCGCAGUUCCACUCACUUGAAUGAUGAAGAAAUCGCUGCGUAUCUGAGCAGAAGCCGAUUAAGUUCCCACUUCAUUGAAGACAAAGAAGAUGAUGGAGGAGAGGUUGACAAUGGAGUAGAGUGUGAGGAGGAAUCCGCUGAAAGUGAUCUGCAUUCUAUAGAGUUAAAUAUGGACAACAACAACAAGAGUUAUAAGUGGUCCUACCCUUCUGAAAGCAGAUUUGAUACAAGAAGAUAUCCAAUUGAGGAAGAAGUGAAAGGUAGCAGGAGGUCUACCUCUGGGAGGGCUUCAAGGAGAAGCACAUCCCUGCAAAGGAGUAUAUCAGACGGAAUGGAAUGGGGUGGCCAAGCUGAGAAGCUUCAGAAUUCAGAUGGGAUCGAUUGGGAAAGCUUUUAUGAGCUGGAAAAGCAAGCACAAGGAAAAGGAUACGGGGAUGAAAUGCAAGGCUAUAAAUCAGUAAAAGGUUUAAGGGAUCAGAUAUUGGCUGGUUCGAAGAUUGGAUCUUCAAGAGGUUAUGGCAGUCCCACCAGACAAUUUUCUCAGCCUUGGCCAUCACGUGAUCUCACAAAUAACUUUCAGGAGNNNAAUGGUCCAAAAUCAAGGUUAGGAGAAGUCAGGGGUGAGGGCCAGAGUGUAAGAAAGUCCAAAAGGUGAGUUAAUACCCAUAUCUUUUGACACAAUGGCCUUGAUUGUGAAGCGCAUACCCGUUUGCUUCUGCUAUGGUGGUGACUGUUCAAGGCGAAUAUCAUAGAUCCGCUAGCCAAGUAGCUGAAAGAACUUUUCCCCUUUUGAGUUUUAUCUUGUUGAUAGCCCAUGUCUGCUGAAGUUGCAGCACUCGCUGCUUAAAUUUUCGUUUCACCCUAUGUGUAGGUACGGUCGUGUCUGUAGAGUUCAGAACAUGUGUUACAUAAGUAUAACCGGCGAGUUUUUGUUUUCUCCUGUAAUAUAUGCUGAAGGUGAUUAAGAACAUUUUGUAUUUUCUCCCA